GAAGUCCGUGCUUUCACUUUAUGGGUCUAGUCCUUGAUUCGGCUUAUUGCAUUGCCACCGGACGUUGGGAAAAAAUCCUAAGCCCAAUCAAUUUAAUCUCAGCCCAAAUUGCCUGAAUCACGUGCCUUCGUCUUGCAAGUCCUCACGAUAUAUACAGUGGUUUUUUCCCAGAAAAUGAAAACCCCACAAACCCUAUUUUCUUUUCCGCCAAGUUAGUUCUAAAACCUUACAGAACUACGCUUAAGAAUGGUAGGGGCAAAUCUGAAAUCGGAGACGAUGAAGCUGAUGGACAAGAGAAGUGCAAUGGAGGCUGAGAUGAACGCCAUAAUUGAACAGCUUUGUCAACCUGGGGGUCCUGGUCUCUCUGGCAACCUCGUCGAUUCCAAAGGUUUUCCUCGUGCUGAUAUUGACAUCCCUGUUGUUCGAGCACAACGGCAUCGUCUUGCUGAACUGAAAAAUGAUCACCAGGAAAUUACAGAAAAAAUUGAUGUUAAUAUUCAAGUUUUGCAUUCAGCAAAACUCACGUCAACUCCUAAAGAUUCAGGUGUUGAAACGAAUCAAAAUGCAUCAGUUGCUGGUGCAUCAGCGUCCUUGCAAAACCUUGUUUUGAGGGAUUCUUCGAGUGCGAAUGAUGUGGAUAUGAUUUCUAGUAUGCCCUUUGCAAUGGUUGAUGAAAUAGCUGAUGCAUCUCCGGCAGCUGAGGAUGGUUUACAACUUGGAGACCAGAUUGUGAAAUUUGGUAAUGUGAAAGCUGGAGAUAGUUUGCUACAACGACUUGCUUCUGAAGCUCAGGCUAAUCAGGGUCAUCCCGUACCUGUCAUAAUCAUGAGACAAGGAGCAUUGCUUAAUCUAUCAUUGACUCCUAGAACAUGGCAAGGCAGGGGCUUGCUAGGAUGUCAUUUUCGUAUCAUGUGAUUUUUCUGCAUCAAUGGAUCAGAAUACAGCAAUUUGGUUGCCUUUAUCUGUUAGACAACACUCAGACAGGCACAUUGACAUGAUUUUUUUUUCCGUCUAUAUAUACCUUGGAUUCUUGAGGAUAUGCCAAAUAUUUUGUUUUUGAAUGAAUCCAAUGUUUCUCUUGCACUGCUGAGAUGGGGUUUUUUUUAAGCUUUUAGAUUGAUCCUUCAUUAUUCCGUGUGCUGUGAGGUAAGGAAAGCUACUGCUGCUGUUAUUCUGUCACUUGCUUGUACAACUCAAAUCUAUGUCAAGAUGAAUGAAGUUAAUUUCUAGUAGGUGUUUCAGAGUCAUAGGUUUAAGGAGAAAUGACUGAUUUUUCAGCUAAAUGAUUAAUUGAGUUCUUGUUCUUAAGAA
This is a messenger RNA of Gossypium arboreum, 1311 nucleotides long. RefSeq lists its product as uncharacterized. Gene Ontology annotation, cellular component: cytoplasm; nucleus. Gene Ontology annotation, molecular function: protein binding. NCBI's taxonomy places the organism in Eukaryota, Viridiplantae, Streptophyta, Magnoliopsida, Malvales, Malvaceae. Gene Ontology annotation, biological process: proteasome regulatory particle assembly. Bases 247 to 915 code for a protein of 222 amino acids. The record is from RefSeq and is a predicted model, not a curated record. The transcript has 5 exons.